Molecule: messenger RNA, 3133 nt
Organism: Dioscorea cayenensis subsp. rotundata (Guinea yam)
Lineage: Eukaryota; Viridiplantae; Streptophyta; Magnoliopsida; Dioscoreales; Dioscoreaceae
Product: proteoglycan 4-like
Exons: 11
Coding region: 1-2262 (753 amino acids)
Cellular component (GO): cytoplasm
Molecular function (GO): glutathione binding; glutathione transferase activity
Source: RefSeq, a predicted model, not a curated record
AUGGCCGACAUUGUAAAGAUAUACUAUUCGAAGCCUGUGGUGCCGGAUGUGUCCCGGGUUCUUGCAUGCCUCGCCGAGAAGCAAGUCAAGUUCGAAUCCAUUCUUAUGAAUAAGGAUGGAAAUGCCCCUCUAGAAUAUCCAAAUCUUCAAACCUCUGCACUACAUUAUGGCCCUGGUUUUGAAGAUGGCGACACCAAACUUUUCGAGUCCAGAGCAAUUUGUCGAUAUAUUUCAGAAAAAUAUGCCGAACAAGGGAACAAGUUUCUGCUGGGAAAGGAUGUACUCGAGCGCGUAUCAAUUGAGCAGUGGUUGAAGACAGAAGAGAGUAGAUUUGAUCCACCAAGCAAGAUUCUUAUUUUUCACUUGGCAUUUAGAGUAGAUAAACCAUUGAUGGAACAAAAUGAGAGGAAGCUUGCAAAGGUGCUUGAUGUAUAUGAGCAAAGGCUAAGUGAGAGUAGAUAUUUAGCAGGAAAUGAGUUCUCAUUGGCAGAUCUCUCACACCUCCCAAAUUCACACUUCCUCGCCAAGUCGAAAAAAUGGGGAUACUUAUUUAAAUCCAGAAAGAAUGUUCGGAAAUGGUGGGAAAGGAUUUCGGAAAGGCCUUCAUGGAUUGGAGUUGUUGAUGAUCUGAUGGACGUAGAGGAACUUGUAGAUGGUAAAAGGAAACCAACCACCACUUUUAUAAUUAGUAGUUUUCAGAAAGAAAACCCCCAAACAAAAUCUCAGACAAUUAUUUUACAACCGGAGGUUGCACAAGAGGCAAAAAUAGUAGAGAUUAUUGAACCUAGCACCACCACGCCACCACCAACAAAAUCACCAAAAAUACAACUAGGUAUGCAGACACAAAAACAAGCUCCCCAACCCAAACCAAUCCAUCAGCCGUCGGCACAAGAACCUCCAAAGCAGCAGCCACUUAUUGACUCGGCAGAUUUGAAACGAGGCAAAAAGGUGUCGCCCUCAAAAUCAACAAAACCUAUUGAUACCGGAUCAGUCGUCGUUGAACCACCAAUGACCCCAUCAGCUCCAGUGCAACCACCGCAAUUUGAGGAAGGCUUCCGUCCGAAGACAGUGACACCACUUGUCGAAACAGGGACUUCGGAUCAACAACUCUCUUCAGCCAUUUCGCAACCGGCACCGACAGACGCACAGCCAACCACGGUCACUCGACCAGUCGUUGUUGAACCCUCGGAGACCACCCAAACUACCGCAUCUAAAUCGAAGCAGGCGGAACACGACGUUUCUAAGCCAUCAACAACACCCGCCGCAGUUGAACAGAAAUUGAAGGAACCAACUGGUGCACCCUCACCGCAAUCUGAGGAAGGCUUCCGUCCAAAGAUAGUGACACCACUAGACGAAACGGGGACUUCGGAUCAACAACUCUCUUCAGCCAUUUCGCAAUCUGCACCGACAGACGCACAGCCAACCACGGCCACUCGACCAGUCGCCGGUGAACCCUUGAUGACCACCCCAACUACCGCAUCCAAAACGAAGCAGGCAGAACACGACGUUUCUAAGCCAUCAUCAACAGCCGCCGCAGUUGAACAGAAAUUUAAGGAACCAACUGGUGCACCCUCACCGCAAUUUGAGGAAGGUUUCCAUCCAAAGAAAGUGACGCCACUAGACGAAACGGGGACUUCGGAUCAACAAUUCUCUUCAGCCAUUUCGCAACCUGCACCGACAGACGCACAACCAACCACGGCCACUCGACCAGUCGCCGUUGAACCCUCGGUGACCACCCCAACUACCGCAUCCAAACCGAAGAAGGCGGAACGCGACAUUUCUAAGCCAUCAACAACAUCCGCCGAAGUUGAACAGGCAUUGAAGGAACCAACUGGUGCACCCUCACCGCAGUCUGAGGAAGGCUUCCGUCCCAAGACAGUGACACCAUUCGGCGAAACGGAGACUUCGGAUCAACAACUCUCUUCAGCCAUUUCGCAACCUGCACCGACGGACGCAUAUCUAACCACGGUUUCUCGACCAGAUGCCGUUGAACCCCCGGUGAUCACCCCAACUAUCGCAUCCCCACCGAAGCAGGCGGAACGCAACCUUUCUAAGCCAUCAACACCACUUGCCGCCGUUGAACCGCCAUUGAAGGAACCAACUGGUGCACCCUCACCGCAACGUGAGGAAGGCCUCCAUCCCAAGACAGAGACGCCACUUGCCGAAACGGGCCCUUCGAAACAACAACUCUCUCCAGCAAUUUUCGGAACCUGCUCUGACGGUUGCACCGCCAACCCCUGCCACCCAACCAGCCGCCGUUGAACCCCUGGUGACCAUCCCAACUACCGCAUCCCCACCAAAGCACAUGGAACACAACCUUUCUAAGCCAUCAACACCACCCGCCGAAGCGAGACCUUCGGAGCAACAACUCUCUCCCGCCAUUUCGGAACCUUCCGCAACACCAGACACGCCGGUUAAAAAACCUAUGCAACUGGAAGCAACAGGUGCGCCCAACAAUGAAAACCUUUCAUCAGGAGAGGUUGACCAUCGCGGCUCCGUAAAUUCAAAAGAUGAUACAACGCCAUCUUCCCCAUCUUAGACACGGACUGAUCCGAAACCAGGCUCCACUGGCGAGUAGAUAAAAAAGGUUCCACUCCACCACCCACCGGAUGCUGCUCAUUGUUUCAUGACUCCGAAGCGGGCAACCACAACCUGCAAUACUACAACUCAAAAUUACAAUCAAUAAGUCCUACUGCAUAUAUAUAUAUAAAAAAAUACAGUUCUUAUAUCAAUCUGAUGACCACAAAACCCAAGCAUCCACAAACAGAAAAGCCAAGUAACCCUUAUAAUGGUUUUGCCUAUAGAAUUCUGUUCUGCUACCAGAUAAACUGCACGUCCAAUUGCAGUUUCAACUAGUAAUAAAUAUAUUUAUAUAACCCAUGAAUAAAUGUAUAACUAGCAACCACCCAUCCAUUAGACAUCGUGUCCUCCAAGUUUCCCAAUGCCCUCCCCCAAGCAUCUUUUACAAUUUUGGCCAAAUUAUUGGUUGAUUCUUUUGUUUCCUUGUUUUAUGGAGUUAAAGUGUUUUUCUUUGAUUGUGGUGUUUAUUUUCAAAUAAGAGUUCUGUUAGUUGGAUUUCAAACUAUAUAUUAAGGUGAUUCAGUGUUCUGAAAAUCUAUGCUUGUUUUGUAAA